Morone saxatilis (striped sea-bass) is the source of this 755-nucleotide messenger RNA. It is a transcript of the gene nudt17, whose product is annotated as nudix (nucleoside diphosphate linked moiety X)-type motif 17. The record is from RefSeq and is a predicted model, not a curated record. Bases 51 to 470 code for a protein of 139 amino acids. The transcript is spliced from 3 exons. Lineage: Eukaryota; Metazoa; Chordata; Actinopteri; Moronidae.
UUUGUGUGUGUGUGUGUGUGUGUGUGUGUGUGUGUGUCUGUGUGUAGCUGAUGGAUUCAGGCCUCAGGGAGUUAAUGGAGGAAACUGGACUAAAACUGGAACCAGAGGAAGUUUCUCCAAAGAUACUGGGACUCUGGGAGUCCGUGUACCCCCCCAUGCUGUCCAGAGGACUUCCUAAGAGACAUCACAUAGUGGUCUACAUGCUGCUGCACUCCUCCCGCUCUCACCUGCAGCUACAGGCCUCUCUGAGCCCGUCCCCCGCUGAGGUCAGUGCCUGUCUGUGGGCCGACAGCCGGCUGGUCAGAGCCAUCGUGUCCGCCGUGGACGGAGAGGACGCUGCAGUUGGACUGGACGACCUGCCGAGCAGCAUCAGGUACGACCGGCUUCAGUUUCCAGCCUGGUGCUGGUUCGGGUCUGGUGCUAGUUCGGGUCUGGUGCUCGUGGCAGAUCAAAGUCGGGUCAACUUGUGAACCCUGUAGAGCCGCGUCAUUAAGUCGCUGUAUAUGUCUUCAACUAGCUGACAUUACAAAAGCAAGUAAAGCUGAUUUCUAACAUCAGGGACACAUUGAUGUCACUGCUAACUGCCCCGAGGCUCCUGCAGCCCCUCUAGAAAGUAGUGGUGGGCGAUACCGCAAGAUUUGGUAUCGAUCCGAUCCGAUAGCAGUCGGCGCUCCUUUCCCGCUCCGCGCUGUGACAGGAGCGGCACUCAAAAGCAGCGGCACUUACACAGAGACUGACAGACAGAAACUAAAGUA